GUAUAUUGUGUCCGCUGGCCUUUUCGGUCACGCUUUUCCACUCCGAGUAGAGCAUCUUCUCAUUCCACUGAAACUACUUCCGUGUUCGCUGUAACCUAACGGAUCAUUUCAUCUCUCCAUAAAUCCACAAAUAACGAGUGUUUCCUCCAGGAUGGCCAUGGUAAAGAGCGGAUGGCUCCAUCGACAGAGCACCAUCCUGCGCCGCUGGAAGAGAAACUGGUUCGACCUGUGGGCCGACGGACGGCUUGUCUUCUACAACGAUCAACAAAGGCGCGACAUGGAGGACGACAUCCACAUGAGGGUUGACUGCAUCAACAUCCGCAACUCUGCUGCUUGUCAAGAGCUGAACCCUCCGGAGGGAAAGAGCCGCGACGCUCUGCUGCAGAUCGUCUGCAGAGACGGGCGAGUGAUCAGCCUGUGUGCAGACAGUGCAGACGAUGCUCUGGCUUGGACCAUGGCGCUGCAGGAUGCCAGAGUUAAUACAGUGGUAGCGACGCCUCAGAUUGGAUUUGCACAGGAAGCGAUGGCAUCUGCUCCUCCUCCUUACUCAGAAUAUCCUCCAGCUCAGGUUUAUUCUCCAGGACCUUAUGGAGAGUACGUUCCAUCUGCACCUCACGCCACACAGAUCAUGUACUCCGCUGACGGACAGCCCUACGCCGUGGCUUAUCCUUACCAGUACCAAGGUGGAUACGCCGCCCCUGGAGUGAACCACGUGGUGAUCCGAGAGCGUCAGCGUGAGGACGGAGGUGAUGUGGCGCUGGGAAUGCUCGCCGGAGCAGCAACCGGUUUGGCGCUGGGCUCUCUCUUCUCUGUCUUCUAAUGUUUCCCUAGCGCUCCGUGUUUUUGCUUCUUCUCUGUGCCGUCACAUGAGCCGGAGUGAAACGUGUUCGUGGAGCUACUUCCAUCUAUGAAGCAUGAUUGUGAUGGGCAGUGAAUUACUCCUCGUGUGUCCUAUAUACGAAUAUAUUUAAAGUCAAUACUGUUAGCACUUUCUCAUAAGCCCCACCCCCUUUGUGUUGUCUGAAUAUGAAUGUUUUUAACCAAAAACAUACAAUUACUCACUUUUAAAUGACAGCCAACAACUCUCAGCUCCUCGCACAUUUCUCCUUUAAACCCAUUUAAACAUUUUAUCUCCUGCUUUUUUUUUUUUUUUUACUGGUUUUGUGUUGAUCUGUGUACUGUACCUUUACUUUGUUUGACGUGUUUUAUUUGUCUGUUUGAAACAUGCAGUGUUUCUUCAGCUCCUCAGGUUAUUUGUGUUUGACAUUGGCGAACAGGAGACGGGAAAACAGAAGAGUGAACAAUAUGAAAAACCCUUCAACAUUUAGGCAGUUAGACUAACAGCUAGACUGGUUCUCGGUAUUUGAAACAGCAUUUAAACAUGUUAAAAUGCCAUUUUUAUUCAAGAAAACUUUUGAAAAGAACAUUUAAUUUGUCAUAAUUAUUGAUCUUUUAUUGCAUUUUUAUGCAAGACAGUCAAAAAAUGUGUCAAGUUUGGCUUGUCUUAACCGAAGCAAAGACAUAAUGACAGGUUCAACUGAACAGGAAGAUUCAGCUAGACUGUGAGACCUCACACCUGCAGUUCGUAGUCAAGAUUUCACAGAGGAGGGUCCACAGACACGAGAUCUCAAAAACUUGCGUGAUCAAACGUCACUUCAGAAAAACAAACUCAAAUACAGGGCAAUCUACAUCCUCAGCUGGCUCUCAUUACAUGUCUUGUAGUUGUAGCAAGAAAAAAAACUGAGAAAAAGAAUAUGACUUAAAUCAAGAGGGCAUGUAGCUGUAAAACUGCACAACUUCUGGUUUGCUCAGUCAGUCCCACGGCCCAUCAGGGAGGCUGACAGUGAACUUCAGUGUCCCUCCAUGCCAACAUGCAUACGUUCCUCAUCCUACUUCCUCUACCACAUGACUAUUAGUGCCCAAACAGCAUUAUCACCUUCAGUAGACCAAGCCUCCGUGAAUACAAGCUCCAGGUAGUAACAAUGCUGAUACUACCUGCCCUGCUAUGGGUUGCACCAGCUGCGCAUAAGUGGAGUUUACAACGGAGUUUACACUCUCCUAACAUUUAAGGUGUUGCACCAAAUGUGAUAGUUCCAACAGAGGAUUAAGUUAUAACUUAAAUCUUACAUCCUACGAGGUGUAAAGUCCUCCAUAAAAUACGUCUGUCAUAGUGAUAGCUCUAAAAGAUGCAAUAACCCUGAGGGUAACGAGGAGUUGAGGAUUUUACCGGGAAUUUGAAGUCAGCACUGCAUUCCAUGAUCAGUAACACUGUUGUUUUCCAUGAGUGGAGAUCAUUUCCCCUGUCCACUGUUAUAUUACCUCAUGUUAUUAGCGAUUUCACCACUAGAUGUCAGUGUUGUUAUUUAUACUGGCUCUAGGUUUAGGCUGUAGGCUUCACAGUACUGAUAUAGGCAAAAUGCCUUGUCAUAAUUUUCAUCCACACUGGAUGCUGUUUGAGGAUUUACAACAGUUAGCAAAUGCUAUUUUUUAGCUGUUAGCAUCUGUAGCAAACACGGGGUUAAAAAGCUUUUCAGUGAUUGGUUAAAGUAAGAAACUACGCCAUAUCUGUAACAAUAUUUUGGUUAGCUUGGGCGUAAAUCUCUACUAGUUAAGACCAACCUUACGUCUCUGUGGUGCAACUGAACAAUGAAACAACUUAAGUUAGAACUUAACUAACUAGUUUCAACGUAGGGUUUAGUGUGGACUUCACACCAGAACUUAAGGCAGAAGUUACACAUAGCUGGUGCAGAAGGCUGCAGGCCUCUAGUGGUGCCCACAAACAAAACACAAAUAGUUCUGGUGCUAAAAUUACACACCGUGAUUACAAAAUCUGAAGAGAGAACUUGGAAAGAGGACAAAGCAGAGCCAGGUUGAGUCUCCCUAAACAGGCUGGUGCUCUACCUCCCCCUACUCCAUCAUGUUCAUGAGGGAAGAAAGGACAAAAAGGGAAGUACAGAGAAGAUCAAUUAGUUUUUCUCCCCUUUUUUUGGCCCUCUAAUGGCAUUAUUCCUCCUCAUCCAAAUCCACCUACUGGUCUAACUUCAGAGCUUCUUUUCAUCUCUUACAAACUCUGUCCCUUUACUCCCAGCUCUCUGAAGGUGCACUCCGGCUCGGUAAUCCAUACCAUGUCUAAGCAUGCUUGAACCCCUAAGUCCAGUUUGUUUGAUCAGUGAGCGUCAAUUCCGUGCUCAGGCAUGGUACUUUUUUGGCCCAGAGGGACAGAAGGAAGAGGUGUGCUUGGGCAUGGUGGGAUUAAGGGUUUAACGGUUUCUGAAGUUUUGUUUCGUUUAUUUAUCAAGGGACAGCGUACAAUGACAUUGACCAUUCACACAAAGUAAAUGAAAACAUGGUUGCAUCAGAUUUAGCGAGUCGCUAAUUUCCCUCUGUUGUAAAAGUCCCCAAAACAAGGGCAGACACCUGAUAAGACCACAGCUGACAAGACAAAA
Messenger RNA from Cheilinus undulatus (humphead wrasse), 3446 nucleotides. It is a transcript of the gene plekhb2, whose product is annotated as pleckstrin homology domain containing, family B (evectins) member 2. The transcript is spliced from 8 exons. Lineage: Eukaryota; Metazoa; Chordata; Actinopteri; Labriformes; Labridae. Gene Ontology annotation, biological process: regulation of cell differentiation. The record is from RefSeq and is a predicted model, not a curated record. Bases 152 to 820 code for a protein of 222 amino acids. Gene Ontology annotation, cellular component: membrane.